Ostrea edulis (European flat oyster) is the source of this 1831-nucleotide messenger RNA. RefSeq lists its product as uncharacterized. The coding region runs from base 442 to 1320 and encodes 292 amino acids. NCBI's taxonomy places the organism in Eukaryota, Metazoa, Mollusca, Bivalvia, Ostreida, Ostreidae. The transcript has 3 exons. The record is from RefSeq and is a predicted model, not a curated record.
AAAAAAAGUAGAAAUCAAUCUGAGAAAAAUUUAAAACCCCUGCUGGACUCGAACACGCGAUCUACGGUUUAGCAGUCGACGUGAUUUUUUCUCUCUUUUAUUUGUCGACGUGCCAACCUACUGAGCUACUCAGCUAGGCGAGAAUGUUUCUAAUGAAUAGAUAGAUAUUGCUGAUAUGUAUAUGUUCAUCCAUGUUUUAAAAGGAAGUCAGCCAUUAUGACGGUGUAGAGUAUCUCCUUAACUGAUCAAGAUACAGGAUAUAGGCAUUUUGGCGGGUGUGACCCUUACUCCUCCUAGGCACCCGAUCCUACCUCUGGUGUUUCCAGGGGUCCGUGUUUGCCCUGGUUUCAAUUUUGUAAUCGUUAUAUGAUUUAUGAGAUUUAUCACUUUCUUCACUCUUUUCAUAAUACAAAUCACGGAAGGUAAAAGUUCACUAAAUUCAUGCUAAAUAGAUUACAAUAUGUCCCGUGUUCGUUAAUGUGCACAGUAUCUAUUAGUAUGCGGAACAGCAUUAUAAAUAUCAAUAUAAUCGAUCAAUCAGAAGCAAUGUCAAGGUCAAUUUACCUCUUCGUAGAAAAGGUGAAAUCAAUCUCGACUUUUUAUAUUAAUAUAAUAGAUGAUACAAAGCUUUUCGAAGACCGGAGCAGAUCAGACAUUUGGAUUGCAGUAUUAGCCGGAUCACUAACAAGCUUAGGAUAUCUUGUCAUCUUAUUUUGGAUAUUAUUAGUAAAGGAAAGGAAAAACAAACUGCUAAAUGUUACAAAGUCCUCAACAAAUCAUGAAAACGCCAAUGUCGAUUUCGAAGCAGAUGAUUACGAAAACAUCAGGGACUCUCAUUUGGUGCUGAACUGUGGUGGCGCCUGUGGAGGUCAAAAGACACUAGACAGGGUUAGCUAUGCAAAGACACAGACAUUGUCCAAUCCAUACAAUAAGCUGAGCUUCAACAGAUGCAAAAGCGGUACAGAGAACGAUAGGCACGGUCAACUGUACGACAUUUCUAGCGAAACUCCCUCGCAAAAUUUUGACGUAGGAGAAUAUGUGGCUGUUGCGUCUGAAAAAGUUGUCUCCAAGGAAUUGAGUGUUGGGUGUUGGGAUAGUGACAAUAAGGAAAUUAACAAUGAUUGUUAUGUCAACAUUGAUUACGGGCAGGACAAUUCGGAGAAACCAGAUUCCAUAUACCCGUUAUCGAAAACGGAGGUCCGGCGGGAAAAACCUAAAAUAAAACCAAAACCUGCAAAUCUUCACGUGACGAAGACAACGAGAACGAAACAUACGUCAAAUACGAACAGACCUUACAGUGUGGCAAAUCGAAUAGAUUAAACUCAUUAUGUUAAUAUUCUUAAGACAUUGUAUAAAAGUAUUGAGUGUGAAAUGUAAUAAGAAUUAAGGAAGUUCAACGUAACUGUCACAUGACAGAAAAACAAGUACGGAAACGCUCUUAAAUAGUUCUAGGUAAUUGACUAUGCAGAGGAAAUUGAGAUUGUUGGUCUUAAAUGUUAUAACAAGUGCUCAAUUUGGAUCAUCAAAUCUUUGUUACAAAUAUGGCUCUUGCAGCUGUAAUAGAGGGAGGUGUCUUUGUACUCUGAACUCACACCAAUGAUCAGUAUACGAAACAAGGAUUAUUCUAAAUUAUUUUGAGAGAAAAGAGUCAAAGAUCAUGGCAACAGGAAAAUGCAUAUUAGGAAAUUGUUAAAGUAGACUAUACUCGGCCUACGUCACAAUCAAAUGUAAAUGAGGAACCACUCUUCCGUUUUCCGAAAUGUAAUAUUUUAACGAUAUCUAUUUGAUUUUUAGAUGGCGAUACGAGAUAUGAAUAUCCGAUAUCAAUUCC